UUUCCAUUUUAGCGGGAAUAAACAAGCUAACUCAAAACAGUUUAAUGAACUGACUGAUAGUGAUAAUCGAUUCAUUAAGAAAGCACAUAACAUAAAUCAAUAAAACUGAGAUAUCCUGAUUGAAUUGAUGACUAAUAUGUAAUACGCUAACUAUGUUUUAAAACUUAAUUUAAAGGAGCUAAAUAAUGUCGAAGAUUUUAGAUGAUAUUGAGAGUUAAUAGUACUGCUGAGUAGUUAUUGGCCUGAAAAUUGAUGGCCAUAGAUUUAUCAUCCUUCCCAUGUCUUGUACCACAAGAUGAAACUGGUCGAUGUUAUGAUGGAUAUUUGACGAUUGGUCAAAAUGAAUUUAGAAUGAAAUUGACAGUGCCUUCAAGCAACCUGAGUGAAACAGAAAUCGUAUGUGAAUGGAAAUUACAAGAAAUUAUAGAUGAAUAUAUGCCCAUCAUUCGACAGAGAUUGGUCCACUGCAAAGACUUGAACACGUUUCUGAAAGAAGUAAUCAGUAUUGUUGAAAGUAAGAUAAAGUAUGAGGAAUCACCAGAUAUCACAUGUAAUUUAACAAGUCAUAUUGUUACUGAGAUAGAAAAAAUAGGAUGGCACAAACUCGUUGCCAUAGAUACAAGUUUUCAUAGUGUUACCUUAAAAGCAUUGGACAGUCAACAGAGAGAACAUUUAUUGAAUAUAAAGUUAAAUUCCCAGUGUAUAAAUGCUGCACCUGUCACCACUACAUAUCUACCAUGCAUAUCCCUUUUCCACUGGAAUAAAGAGGAUGGCCUUGUUAGCUUAUUUAAUGAAUUUGAAUCUACGCUGAAAAACUACGAAGAAUUCUGGGAUGAAAUGGAAGAGAUUGAUACCUGUACAUGGGUUUUAGAACCCGAAAAACCCACUUAUGCAGCAGUUCAUAGAAGAAUAGCUAUUGGUACAAAUGCUUCUGUACAAAUAACUGUUGAUCCAAAACAACCCAAGGUUUUUCCGGAGUUUGUGUUUCUAGGUGCUGAUCAAAUUAUAAAUCCACUGAAAGAAAACCUGAACCAGAAUUUAUACAGAUGGGACAUAUCACGACAUUUAUUAGUUAAUCUAGAGACAGUUCUUGAUAUUAAAUUUCCCUCUCCAACCAACUCAAAAAAAGAAGAUUUUAGUGUAGAAUGUGGUAUUUGUUAUUGCUACCGUUUAGAACAAUUUACACCAGAUAUUGUAUGUGAUGACAAACGAUGUGGACAACCAUUUCAUAGGAUAUGUUUAUAUGAGUGGUUGAGAACACUUCCUUCCACCAGACAAAGUUUUAAUACAAUUUAUGGAGAGUGUCCAUUCUGUAAUAAGUCAAUUACAGUCAAGAUGCCUUUGUCUUAAUUGCUGUAAAGUGAACAUCCAGAUGAAAAGAUUCCAAUAUUCAAUCAUAUUGAUGAUCUUGCCAACUUUUAUGGAAUGAACUUCCAAUCUUCCAUGUAUCUAAUAAACUGUAUGUAAUAAAGACAUGUAAAUAUACUGUAUAGAAAUAAAUGACAGGUGUAAAAAUUA
Messenger RNA from Patella vulgata (common limpet), 1518 nucleotides. Its product is annotated as E3 ubiquitin-protein ligase FANCL. Gene Ontology annotation, biological process: interstrand cross-link repair; protein monoubiquitination. Gene Ontology annotation, molecular function: ubiquitin protein ligase activity. The record is from RefSeq and is a predicted model, not a curated record. The transcript is spliced from 13 exons. Gene Ontology annotation, cellular component: nucleus; Fanconi anaemia nuclear complex. Lineage: Eukaryota; Metazoa; Mollusca; Gastropoda; Patellidae. The coding region runs from base 253 to 1350 and encodes 365 amino acids.